Actinia tenebrosa (Australian red waratah sea anemone) is the source of this 1448-nucleotide messenger RNA. RefSeq names its product mortality factor 4-like protein 1. The record is from RefSeq and is a predicted model, not a curated record. Gene Ontology annotation, cellular component: NuA4 histone acetyltransferase complex; nucleus. NCBI's taxonomy places the organism in Eukaryota, Metazoa, Cnidaria, Anthozoa, Actiniaria, Actiniidae. Gene Ontology annotation, biological process: regulation of DNA-templated transcription; chromatin organization.
CAACCACGUUUUCUUCGAACUCUUCGACAUUCGAGUGAAGUUUGCCGGUAGUGAGUCAGCAACCAGCAAAAACUAAACAAAUUCYAUUACCAAAUGCCACCAAAACUUAAAUUUGCCGAAGGAGAACGCGUGUUAUGUUUUCAUGGACCUUUGAUAUAUGAAGCCAAGUGUAUGAAGGGCCAAGUAAAGGAAAAAACACCUCGCUAUUUGAUUCAUUACAACGGCUGGAACAAAAAUUGGGAUGAGUGGGUACCGGAGAGCCGAGUUCUAAAAUUCAACGAAGCCAAUCUACAAAAACAGAGGGAACUUAGAGAGCAAAUUAAAAGUAAAAGAGCUAGAAGAAAGCAAGACAAAAGUGGAAAUCUGGCAAGUGAUUCCGAGAAAAGUACAAAACGUGAAGAUGUACAUAGCUCAGGGCCAACAAGAAGAAAACGUGCAAGACUAAAUAAUGUAGAAAAUGACGAAAAUGAUGUUUCUCGAUUGGAUGUGAAGAUAUUGAUACCAGAUGAUUUGAAGCAGUGGCUUGUGGAUGAUUGGGAUUUGAUAACACGUCAAAAACAGCUUGUUCCAUUACCAAGGAAAAAGACUGUCGCUGAUAUUUUAGAUGAAUAUGCUAAAUAUAGGGCCAAGAAUCCAAAUGGUGUAAAACCAGGAGUUGCUCAAGAAGUAGUAGAUGGUGUUCAAGAAUAUUUCAAUGUUAUGCUUGGAACUCAGCUUCUAUAUAAAUUUGAACGUCCCCAGUAUGGUGAUUUGUUAGCUGAAAACCCCAACUUACCAAUGUCUCAAAUUUAUGGAUCAGAACACUUGCUAAGGUUGUUUGUAAAGCUUGGCAAUGCUAUAUCUUAUUCCAACUUAGAAGAUAAGAGUAUACGGUUUAUAGUAGGACAUGUUCACGAUUGUUUAGAAUACCUGGCAGCCAAUGCAGAUAGUUUGUUUUCAACUGACUAUGAAACAGCUCCUCCAGAAUAUCACCGCAGGGCAGCUACUUAGAAACACAACAAUAUCUACUUAGACCACAUGUUAUCUGGUAGUUUUAUAUGCUUUAUCAAUACAACGAUUGGACAGAGAUAGCUCAGACAAUGUACAUUUAGUUUUUGAAUUCUUUGAGGCACUUUGCAGGACCGGGAGCUCCAGUUUUGGCUUUUAAUAUAUUGUCUGAUUCCAAAAUAUGCUUYGCUUUUCACACAUAAAGGUUUUAUUGUGAGACUUCAUGUAUAAUGCUUGGUGAUUCAUAAAAGAAGGAAAAAAUUAAUUUAAUUUAACCUGUAGUCUCUUACGCAAACCUAUCAAUCGAAGCAUAUUCUUGGAAGUGGGCUACUUAUAACCUGUGGUUAUGGAUGUUUUUUGUUUGUUUUAUACCAUUUGCAAGUAAUGCAUAAUUAAAGGAAAUACAUGUGCAGUAUUGAUUUGUAAUAUUUUUCAUUAAACCAAGUGCAGACUUUGUACCA